This is a messenger RNA of Arctia plantaginis, 687 nucleotides long. The record is from the annotation of a GenBank genome assembly. NCBI's taxonomy places the organism in Eukaryota, Metazoa, Arthropoda, Insecta, Lepidoptera, Erebidae.
AUGAAUGAUGAUACUAGAAAUCAUAGAGACAACAAAGAUUUACAUGCCAUGUACCAUCAAGAAUGUAUUAUCAUGGCUGAAUAUCGUAUGUUGCAAACGGAAAAUCUACAAGGGAUCUAUGUGAUACCAUCGUACGAAAACUCAUUUUUGUGGUUUGGAGUCAUUUUUGUGCGUUCUGAUUACUACGAAGGAGGUGUUUUCAGGUUUACAUUGACAUUACCUGAAAAUUUUCCAGAUGAAGAAGUGCCUGUUUUAAAAUUUACUUCCCAUUUAUAUCACCCAGCAGUGGAUCCUAAUACAGGUGUACUAAAUUUGACUGAAGUGUUCCCACAGUGGGAUAAAAAGCAGCAUCACAUAUGGCUAAUAUUGAAAUAUUUAUAUUCUAUUUUUCAUAACUUGAAUGUUAAAGUGCCUUCAAAUGUUGAUGCUUCUGUUGCGUAUAAGAGUAAUAGAAAAUUAUUUAUGGAGAAAGUAAGAGAAUGUGUUGUAUUAAGUAUAGAUCAUAUUUAUGAUGACCCACCUACAGAAGAUAAACACUUUAUAACUUUUAAGCCAUAUGACCCUGAUGUUCAUGAUAAUGCCAAAAAUAUGAUGCUGAAAACACCAACAAAUGAAUGUGCAAAUCAAGGGAUAUCUUGGGUACAACAAGGUUCAUUUCAACCAUUUUCUAAAGAAGAAACAACCUAG